Messenger RNA from Oreochromis niloticus (Nile tilapia), 5035 nucleotides. It is a transcript of the gene fmn2b, whose product is annotated as formin 2b. The coding region runs from base 366 to 4406 and encodes 1346 amino acids. The transcript is spliced from 13 exons. Lineage: Eukaryota; Metazoa; Chordata; Actinopteri; Cichliformes; Cichlidae. Gene Ontology annotation, molecular function: microtubule binding. Gene Ontology annotation, cellular component: actin filament. Gene Ontology annotation, biological process: actin nucleation. The record is from RefSeq and is a predicted model, not a curated record.
GUGCCUGCGUCAUUCCUUUCAGCAGAUGGAGAUGAGAAGGAGGGGGAGGGUAAGACAGAGUGAGAAAGGGGUGGAAGAAGAGGGAGCCAUAUGUCUACUCUGCAUCAGUGUCAACAUCACUGCCACGCGAGCCUUCGUCACCGGAAAACAACAAGGAACAUCGUCACACAGGAGAGCUUAAAAGAACAAUCAUCAAUAGCAGCAGCAGCCGCAGCAGCGGCUCCUCCUUCACCAGACGUGCAUCCACAAAUUGGGCAAGAAGCUUGAAAUUGAGCAUCUAAACACUGUCCUAGACAGGAGAAGCUCUUCUAGGCAUGACCUGAGAGGAGCGGCAGCUAGUCAUCGAGCUCUCUCGCUCCAUCAACAUGGGUAACCAAGAGACAAAGCAAAAGAAAGCUGCAGCAGCAUCAAGCAACGGAAGCUACCCAUCGCUAGAUGAAGGAUGGAGAGAGGGAGGAGGGGACGUAAAAAAAGGAGGAAAGAAACUCCAUGGUAAACAUGGAGGUAAAGGAACAGGCAGUGCAGGAGGAAGGGGAGUGACGAAUGGCACAGGACUAGGUAAAAACAAAAAUAAAUCAGAGUCCAAGUCUUCUGUUUUCUCCAUCCGGAAGCGAAAGGGUAACUUUAAAGGAAAAGGAGACGCAUGUUCGUCAGUGAAAGGCUCAAAAGAGGACGUUUUAGCAUCUCAGCACGAUGAGCUGGACAGCACAAAAACACCUGAUCUGUCUGCAGAUGAGCUGGGGCAGUCGGACACUGAGGCUGCCUUUCCUGAGAAGAGAAAGAAGCAGGGGAAAAGGGAUGGAGAUGAGAGAGACGAGAAGCAUGAGAUGCAGCAGAAAGCGUCGACAGCAAACUCUCCCGCAGAAGAUGGAGGGCAAAAGGGAGGGAGCUCGGGAUCAGACACCGAUAUCUACAGUUUCCACUCAGCAGCUGACCAUGAGGAUUUGCUUGCGGAUAUCCAGCUCGCUAUAAGGCUCCAGCACCAGCAGCAUGGGGGGGUUACCUCAAUUGUGGAAACACAAGGAGGGGGAGGAAGGAAUCUAAUUUGGGGGGAAGGAAAGGAUAGGAGGAAACAGAGUAAUGGGGUAGUUAAAUUAACUCCUCCUGAGGUGCUUGACCUGACCCCAGAAUUAGAGCUGGGGUCUGAUGCCUUGUCAUUCCUGGAGGGAGGAUCUAUUAUUGGCUCUGUCAAGCAAAACGAGCCGCUUCCCACACAGAAUAGCCCCUUCAAUGCAGAGGUUAAUCAGAAGAACGAGGACAGGCAUCUGGAGCUAAAGGGGCAGGGGGAAAGAGAAGCUGCUCUUUGUGUUUCCACAGGCACAAAAGACCAGCAUGCUUUGCUUCAGCAGCGCCCUCACACAGAUAUUUCCAUAGCUACAGAAGGGGGGGCAACAGUCUGCCCAGUGACCAUGACAACUGUUGGUAACAGUUUCCACAAUCUUACAUUUGACAGCACUGGGAAAAUCACAGGGGAAGAGGAGGGAGCAAGUGCUGAAACCCAACAGGAGGAGGAGAGGGAGCUUGAGAUGGAUGCUAAUCUCAGUCUUUCACUGGCAGACGACAACCAUAAAAGUCCUGAGCCUCUAGAGGGACUGAGUUCAAGAACUGUAUUUGAAGAAGGUGAGAUUCACUUAGGCUCAGGUACCAGCGCUGAGUCUCUUGAGGACUGCUUGAGUGCUGACUCUGAACCCAGCCCCUCUACCAGCACCAAGGCUUCCCCCUCCAACCAGCAGUUAAGGAGGAGCAGCGCCUGCUUUAGCCCACUACUUCCUCAGGAGAGCCCCACAUUGGCCAAACGUCUCCUCAGGUCUGCCCACCCCUCCACCUCCUCUAGUCCUGUGGUGAAACCCUACCCUCCCAUCUUCCCGUCCUACAUCAAAACCACUACAAGACAGCUCAGUUCCCCGGGGCACUCACCAUCCCACAGCCCCCUAUCCCCACGCAGAGCUCACCAUAACUUUCACAGGAUGAUGGCUGAAGGUCGGCAGGUGCGCAGAAAACGCUCCAGAAGUCUUGCUAGCCCUUUGAGUCGCUCAGCUGACUGGACAGAGGAACUAGACAGGCGAUUGAGAGGCAGGGAGGAAGAUGGAGGAGGCUCACUGAGCUCAGGAGAAUAUUUGGGGGGCCACACAGGAGGAGGCAGCCAGCCCAUCUGUGGAACGAGAAGAUUUUCAUGUGGACAAGUAUCUACUUGUGGUUUUCAGGAUGUCUUUACAGGUCGAACUCUUCUGGAGAAGCUGUUCUUGCAACAGCAAGCGGAUGAGCCAGAGGAGGCUGAGAGGCUCUGCUCUAGGAUCUUAGCAAUGGGCCUCCUGCUGCCAUUCACAGACUGCUUCAGAGAACAGCUGGGGGGAAGCACUACCCACAUCACCUCCACUGCAUCACCCAAGUUCGAUCAUGACCAGCUUUACACAUGGGCAGCUGUCAACCAGCCACCACACUCUUUGGAUCUCUGUGAGGGGAAACAACCAAGUCAGAUUAAGGGCCCUUGGCCUCAAGCCAAACCAGGUGGAGAUAACAGGAAUGGACUUCAAUCCGCACAAUCAGAGCUCCAUGCAGAUAUCAUGGGUUUGAGGCAGCAACAUGUAAACAAAGAGGAAGAAUGUGUCUUUCCUUCAAUAAAACUGAAGGAAAAACAUGUUAACGUCAUCCAACAACUGGAACAAACCAUAGAAGAUCUCAGGACUAAGAUUGCUGAGCUGGAGCGACAGCCCCCUCUGGUGGAUAGGGACAGUAUGAAAGUCACCACCUCCACCACAGACCGGGAAUGUGGAGGAGAGGGGGGCCUACUAAGGGGUGUGUGCGAUGCUCACCUUCAGACAGAGGCCUCCUCUGUUGGAGGCUUGGAGGCAAAGUCUGUGCAGACCUCACCAAUGGAUGACAGUUCAAAGUUCAAAGUGCCUUGUGGUGAGCCAGACAGAGUGGACAGAUUCGUGGAGCCUUCCCCCAGUCAUGAUGGGCACCUGUGUUUGUGUCAGCUACAGCCUCCUCCUCCUCCACCCCCACUUCUAGGGGGAAGUGAAAGUGGAGUCUGCCCUCCUUAUUUAGGGCAGACUGUAGCACCUCCUCCUCCACCAUUACCAGAAAUAGUCCCACCUCCUCCACCUCCUCCACCCCCUCUUCCACCAGGUUUAGGAGUUCCUCCACCUCUCCCUGGUUAUCUGGCUCCACCCCCACCUCCUCCUUUACCUCCACCUCUCCCUUAUUGUCUUGCUGCACCCCCACCUCCUCCUCCUCCUCCUGCCCCAGUCCCACCCCUUACUGCUGGCAUGGUUCCACCCCCUCCACCUCCUCCUCCUCCAUUACCAGGAGUUAAAGGCCCACCACCAACUCAAGCCUGUGUGCCUCCUCCUCCUCCUCCUCCUCCAUUACCAGGUGUUAAAGGCCCACCUCCACCUCAAGCCUGUGUGCCUCCUCCUCCUCCACCUCCACCAGGAAACAUCUGUGUUCCCCCAGCUCUUCCAGGUGCUCUUGGCUCCCUGCCUCCUCCACUGCCACUGGGCUUGUAUUCUCUGGGUCUGACACAGGAGAAACCACCCAGAAAGGCCUUGGUAGAGCCACCAAGACCCAUGAAGCCUCUCUAUUGGACCAGGAUCCAGCUCCACACCAAGAAGGAUAUGUCUUCUUCACUUGUGUGGGAAACAAUUGAGGAGCCUAACGUAGACUUUCAAGAGUUUGUGGAAUUGUUCUCCAAAACAGCCGUGAAGGAGAAGAAGCAGCCACUGUCUGACACCAUAACCAAAUCCAAGGCUAAACAGGUUGUUAAGCUCCUAAACAAUAAGCGUUCUCAGGCUGUAGGGAUCCUCAUGUCAUCUCUGCACCUUGACAUGAAAGAUAUCCAGCAUGCCAUCCUGAACUUGGACAACACUGUAGUUGACCUGGAGACCCUGCAGGCACUGUAUGAAAAUAGAGCACAACAGGAAGAGUUGGACAAGAUCGAAAAGCACAUAAAGUCCACUAAAGACAAAGAGAAUGCCAAGCCCCUGGACAAACCAGAACAAUUUCUCUACCAGCUCUCCUUGAUCCCAAAUUUCAACAGUAGAGUUUUCUGCAUCCUUUUCCAGUCCAGCUUUUCUGAGUGCAUGUCAUCUAUCACAAGAAAACUGGACACACUGCAGAGGGUAUGCAAGGUAAUACAGGACAGUGAAACAGUGAAGAAGAUUCUAGGUCUGAUUCUGGCCUUUGGUAACUUUAUGAAUGGUGGCAAUCGAACCAGAGGCCAAGCUGAUGGUUUCAGCCUUGACAUCCUGCCGAAACUUAAAGAUGUAAAGAGCAGUGUCUCAUCCUCAGAUGCAGACGAAACAGGAUUACUCCUAAAAGCCUACAAACAAGCUCUUCAGUUAGGGGUCUCCGAGCAACAAAAAUCCUUCCGAAGACACAGAACUAGCUGCUCAAUGAACGGAUGAGGGGAACAAAUUUUACCAUCAAUGUGCCAAGAUCUAAAGAGGAGUGGAUGCGACAGAGACUCACGGUCCUCUAGAUGUGAAUACUCUUCAAAAGCUGUUUGAGUUCACUGAGAAGGCUCGUGAUGAAAGCCCUAGACAUGAAAAGUCUAGGACUAGGCAACAAAGGAAGUUUGACUUACUUGUUGUACAUCAGAAACACCAACAAAAUACAGAGAGUGUCCCCAGUGGCCAGAAGAAAGAAGGAUGGCACACUAAGGAUGUGGAGAGGUGGGUGAAAAAUUUGUCAGAAAGACAACUCACCCAAGCAGAAAAAAACGAAAGCUUUGAACUUUGCUGUGAUGCCGAGACAAUUCCCACUAGUGGAACUGAUCCCAGCCACAAAAACAGCAAUUCUUAACAACAACAUUGCAGACGUGGAAAGAGAGUUUUGGCCUGUCUCAAAAAUGAAAAGCCCCCAGCAUCCAACAUCAGGAUGGAAGAGAGGAAGGCAUGCCCAUCGCUUAGUAAUGACAACAACAUGAUCAUCCUUCUCUCACCCCAACCGGUCGCAGCAGAUGGCCGCCUCUCCCUGAGCCUGGUUCUGCCAGGGGUAACUUCCUGUUAUAAGGGAGUUUUUCCUUCCCACUGUU